Molecule: messenger RNA, 1511 nt
Organism: Ooceraea biroi (clonal raider ant)
Lineage: Eukaryota; Metazoa; Arthropoda; Insecta; Hymenoptera; Formicidae
Source: RefSeq, a predicted model, not a curated record
UAAACUAAUAACAGACAUAUAUUAUAAGCGCGUUCGUAAGGCAACUAUUACAGUUCCUGAUUUUACAAACUCUCAUCAUUGUCUAAAAAAAUGAAUGGCGUAAUUUGGAAUAAGAUGCAGGAGACCUUUGUGCCAAUUUCUAGUGUGCCUGUAUAUGCCAUGUUACAACAGGAACGUCUUAAGCAAAGUCGAGAACUGGAAACUCACAAUUUCCAGCUUCAGAACUUGACUCUGACAGCUUUUGAGGAAAAACAUUAUCUUCAAUUCUACGAUAACAAUACAAAAGUUACAGGAAUCUGUGGUGAUGUAUGGACCCUCCUCGCUCAAGUAUUAAACUUUACAUUGCAGCCAGUGAAAUCAAAUUUUAACAGUCUCGGUUUGACCAAAACUACUCAGGAAUUUUUGAGGAAAUAUAAUAUGAGUUAUCAGGUGGGAUUGUUAGACACAAUUUCUAAUAAUGAAACCGAUGCGAUACCUAAGCUUGAAGCAUUUUCUAAUCACCUUACUGAUUUACAAUUUACAAUGCCGUUAUGGCUGAGCAGUCACCGAUUAUUCUUUCGUUAUGAUGGAAUAUACGACAGCAUGUGGGUAACAAAAGCAUUUUCUUGGAAAGUAUGGUUCAUCAUAUUCACCACGCUUUUAUUGCUCACCGUGUGCAGCUUUUGGUCACAGAUUCUUCUUACACGGAUCAGAGAUAAACACAAAAGUACAACCUUCAACGAACAUAUUUUUUAUAAUUUUGGAAUGCUCUGCAAUCAAAGCUACAUUCCUGAUGCCCUUAAUGGAAGAUCAAGAAUAUUAGAAACAUCACUGGGUCUCUUCUGUUCUAUAUUAUCAAUGGCCUAUGGAGCUGUGCUGUUUAUUUAUAUGACAAAACGAAUUCUUGAACCGCCAUUCGAUGAUGUGGACUCUCUCGUAAAUAAUACUAAACAUUACAAGAUUGUCUCUCUAAAUGGUUCUGUCGCAGAAAUGAUAUUUAAGAUAAUGCCUUUCGGAGCUUAUGCGGCAGCAAGGAAGACGGGACGCUUCGUCAGUGCCUCUACAGUUGAUGAAAUGCAUAUAUUAGCAUGUUCCACGCAAAGAGACGUAUAUGUUUUAUAUCUACCUGAAGAGGAGUACUAUGCAAGAAAACAACUUAUGUGUGAUUUGACUGUAACGGGAACAAAACACGCUAUACAAUCAUAUAUAGCAUCUGGCCUCUCGCGGAAGUUUAAAUACACCAGGAGCAUCAAUCUCGGGAUAUUGAAAUUAAUCGAAACCGGACUGCUGAAUCUUUUAAGACACGACUGGUUACAACAGGAAACUGACAAUAAUAUCAUUAAAGUCACUAAAAUUGAAGCGAUCAGGAUGGAUCAGAUUCUUGUGAUGAUUGGGGUGCUGUGUAGCGGUGUGGUAGCAGCUUUAGUUGUACUCAUAAUCGAAAAAGUUGUAUAUGCUUGUACACUCAAGCGAUUAUAAUUAUAUUUUUAUUGAUGUUAUAUAUGUGCGAAAUAUGUAUGUGUGCAAACAUA